Molecule: messenger RNA, 1219 nt
Organism: Neoarius graeffei (lesser salmon catfish)
Lineage: Eukaryota; Metazoa; Chordata; Actinopteri; Siluriformes; Ariidae
Gene: tex36
Product: testis expressed 36
Exons: 5
Coding region: 91-684 (197 amino acids)
Source: RefSeq, a predicted model, not a curated record
AGGACAGCACUAUUCUCUCAACUCUCUCAGCCAUCUAGAAACUUCCAGAUCAAGCAGCCGCACCACUCUGCCAAAUAAAAUUGAGAUAAAAUGACUAAAGGAGGAAAGAGAUACGCAAAUAUGGAGAAAGAUGGCAGUUGGUUUGCCCAUGUUAACUCCCCACAGUGUGAAGUAACACGAGAAGCCUGUACCACCACAGGAGCCAUGCUCUCCCAGGCCGUACCGCAACACAUGCAAGGACAAGAGAGAUAUCCCAAAAUGUCUUUCAACCCUGAAAAGAAGACAACAGACAGGAGCUAUCCGUUUUCAAAGCAUGAUAAUCGAUGUUCACUGCAAGACAAUAUAGAUACAUAUAAUCAAGGCUCGGGUCGUAAGAAGUGUAUGGAUGACCGCCGGCAGCAUACCUCCCAUUUCUGCUUCUGUGAUGAUGACAAUGUGAGUGCAGGAUCGUCAGGGAGCAGGAAUCAUUCAACUUAUCAGGCUGACUUCCUGCCCAAGCAGAACACAGAGAGCGCAGAAAGCACACAGCAGAAUCACCGUUUUCCCAAGAACCAUCUCGAACAGUCAAAUAAGGCUGCUGUGACCCAAUCUAAGGAGACUUACAUGUGGUUUGCAAGGGAUGAUAUGAAUCAGUACAUACCUCUUAACGUACUGGCAGGUGCCAACCACUCCUCAGCCUUCUAACUGAUAUAAGCCUAUUACAGAAAAGCACAUUAAAAUAAAUGAAUGAGUGCAACAGUAGCGCACUGCGCAUGCACAUAUGCAAUCACCAGAACGGCGAAUCAUGGUUUCGCGAUACGAACAGUUAAUCUCAUGUUAUCAAAGGUACACAAGAACGAGUAGCGAGGCCACUAUGUCAUCGUGUUGUAAGAAUGAGUGUAACAAGAGCGAAACUUCGUAACCAAUCAGCACUUAUCCUGAUCAAGUUCAAUUACCUGCUCUACUUCUUGAUAAACUUCGGAACCAAUCAGAACCAGAAACGAAAUAAGAGAAACCUCGUUAUAACUUUGUAGUAUUGGAAGAUAAUCAGCAGAUAAAAAGAUAAACGAAAUUCACCUCGUGGUUCGCCAAGGCUACUGAUUCGAUAUCGAGUAAGUGGUGUUUAUUUUAAGAAAAUUUACCUUUUGAUUAUCACAGCUUUUGGAUUUAUAAGCAGCAGCCACAUGUACCCAUAGGGUGCCUAUUUUCAAUAAGUCUGCUUUUGUGACAAUGUUGUUAA